Messenger RNA from Cygnus atratus (black swan), 1113 nucleotides. RefSeq names its product mediator complex subunit 21 (gene MED21). Gene Ontology annotation, cellular component: mediator complex. Gene Ontology annotation, molecular function: transcription coregulator activity. Bases 55 to 489 code for a protein of 144 amino acids. Gene Ontology annotation, biological process: regulation of transcription by RNA polymerase II. The transcript is spliced from 4 exons. The record is from RefSeq and is a predicted model, not a curated record. Lineage: Eukaryota; Metazoa; Chordata; Aves; Anseriformes; Anatidae.
GGCGGGCCCGGCCCGGCUCGGCCUGGUAUCCGGGUGGGGAAGGACAGCAUCGCCAUGGCGGACAGGCUAACGCAGCUGCAGGACGCCGUGAACUCGCUCGCAGACCAGUUCUGCAAUGCCAUCGGAGUGCUGCAGCAGUGCGGCCCGCCGGCCUCCUUCAGCAACAUCCAGACGGCAAUCAACAAGGACCAGCCGGCUAAUCCAACGGAAGAAUAUGCCCAGCUGUUUGCAGCAUUGAUUGCACGAACUGCAAAAGAUAUUGAUGUUCUAAUAGAUUCCCUGCCUAGUGAAGAAUCAACAGCAGCUUUGCAGGCCGCUAGUCUGUAUCGAUUAGAAGAAGAAAAUCACGAAGCAGCUGCCCGUCUGGAAGAGGUGGUUUAUCGUGGAGAUAUGCUGCUGGAAAAGAUACAGAGUGCCCUGGCAGAUAUUGCCCAGUCACAGCUGAAGACAAGAAGUGGCACGCAUAGCCAGCCCCUUCCGGACUCGUAGCACCAGGGGGCAGUGCACCCCUGCAAAAUGCAACUGUGAAAGCCAGAUGAAAACAGAGCUCUGUAUCUACAGGGAACUGCCGCACCCAGCCCUGCUCCUGUGGGACUUCCAAGUACUCUGAUCAUCAGUAACGAUGUCUUUCCUCAGAGGUUAAGUGGCAUGUGACAUGAGAAACACAUGGUGGUUCUGUUCUCAAAUUUCACAUCUUAGUGUAUAUUUCUUUGACUUAAAAUAUUAAUAUCUUAUUUUUUUUCUGUUCAUAAAUAUGUCUGACUUCAAUCUGUUACUUUUUAUAUGGGCCUUAAUGUCUAAAAGAAACAGUUACUGUAAUAGUAUUUGUGUAAUUUACUCAUCUGUCUGCAAACUUAUAUGUUCUUGUUGUAUUUUCUGUAAAGCUCAAAUAUGCUGUUUAAUUUGCCAGAGUUCAUACAGAUAAUGCUAGACAAUGGCACGAAUACAGUGGUGGCCAUUUGUUUUAAUUAACAAAAAUGGUAAUUAAACACUUGUAUUACUACUUAGCUUAUCUUUUACAGAGCAAGUAAAGGGGUAGGUAAACUCUAAAGUUUGCAGAGUAAGUGUUCAUGCCAUUGGCAUCUCAUUUAAAAAUAAAUAAAUCUGCAGAUA